GUCCGAAUUCCUUUUUAAAGACUUUUUAAAGAAUCCCUUCUGAGCAGAAAUACUGCUACUCGAAGAAGGGAUGGGGUCUGUUGCGAAGAACGGUUUGCAGAAAUAUUUGGUGCAGCUCCAGCAGCACCCUUUGAGAACAAAGGUGAUAACAGCUGGAGUAUUGUCGGCGAUCAGUGAUAUAGUAGCGCAGAAGCUCUCUGGCUUUCAGAAACUUCAGCUUAAACGCCUUCUUCUCAAAGCGGUGUUUGGUGCUGCCUAUCUGGGGCCAUUUGGGCAUUUUUUUCAUAUAUUGCUGGAUAAACUCUUCAAGGGGAAGAGGGACUCCAAAACUGUUGCCAAGAAGGUAGUGGUGGAGCAGCUGACAUCCUCACCAUGGAACAACAUGCUGUUCAUGAUUUAUUAUGGACUUGUUAUCGAAGGAAGGCCAUGGAUCCAUGUGAAAUCUAAAAUCAGGAAAGAAUAUCCAACUGUGCAGUUCACAUCCUGGACAUUCUGGCCAGUUAUCGGAUGGAUAAAUCACCGGUAUAUGCCUUUGCAGUUUCGAGUUGUUCUUCACAGCAUCGUCGCGUGCUUUUGGGGAAUAUUUCUGAAUCUGAGAGCAAGAUCCAUGGCCAUCACCAAAGGAUAAGCUCUUAUAAUUUAGAAGAAAAGAUAGCCAGCCACACAAUAAGUUAAUAUAUUUUGUUGUUUUUAUCCAAAUUGCAUAUAUAUGAUUCACAGAUCUGUGAUUGUAGUUUGUAUGGCUGAGAUGAGAUGGAAUGAAUGGCUCUUCUUCUUCU
Andrographis paniculata is the source of this 779-nucleotide messenger RNA. Its product is annotated as peroxisomal membrane protein PMP22-like. The coding region runs from base 71 to 628 and encodes 185 amino acids. The record is from RefSeq and is a predicted model, not a curated record. The transcript is spliced from 7 exons. Gene Ontology annotation, cellular component: cytoplasm; membrane. NCBI's taxonomy places the organism in Eukaryota, Viridiplantae, Streptophyta, Magnoliopsida, Lamiales, Acanthaceae.